Molecule: messenger RNA, 6796 nt
Organism: Quercus robur (English oak)
Lineage: Eukaryota; Viridiplantae; Streptophyta; Magnoliopsida; Fagales; Fagaceae
Product: autophagy-related protein 2
Exons: 14
Coding region: 255-6221 (1988 amino acids)
Biological process (GO): reticulophagy; autophagosome assembly; piecemeal microautophagy of the nucleus
Cellular component (GO): extrinsic component of membrane; phagophore assembly site
Molecular function (GO): phosphatidylinositol-3-phosphate binding
Source: RefSeq, a predicted model, not a curated record
UCAAAUUCCUCCAAAAACUUUUAAAACAAUUUCAAUUCAUUCCCUUCCAUUUCAUCUUUUUACGCAAACCAAACAAUCCCUCUCUCUCUCUCUCUCUCUCUCUCUUUUUAUGGAGGUUUCCCUUGCAACGCUGGCAUCAACAAAAAGAAAGGAGGAAAACCCCAAUUCGCUAAUUCCAAAACCCUAAUUUCCACGCAGACCAAGCCAAAACCCCCAAAAUCUGUGAACUACAAGAGGCAAAUUCACAGGGAAAAAUGUUUCCGUGGAAUAUUAGGAGGUCGGCGGAGGCUGUGUUCUCGCGCUGGGCCUUGAAGAAGGUCUGCAAGUUCGUGUUGAAGAAGAAAUUAGGGCAUUUGAUAUUGGGGGAUAUCGACCUCGAACAGCUUGAUGUGCAGCUCACUGAGGGAACGAUUCAGCUCAAUGAUCUCGCUCUUAAUGUCGAUUAUCUCAACGAGAAGGUUGGUGCAUCAACACCAGUAAUUAUAAAAGAAGGGUCCAUUGGCUCGUUGCUAGUUAAAAUGCCUUGGAAGGGUGAAGGUUGUGUGGUUGAGGUAGAUGAACUUGAGCUUGUGCUUGCUCCAUGUAUGAAGAAUGAUUCACCAGCCAAAGAUGAAACUUGUAGUUCAUCUCAGGAUGGUAAUCAUGGUCUCCAUUAUGACUUACGAAAGCAUGAAUAUGACUCGGUGGAUGAUGCUGCAAAGUCUACUUCUGGGGAUGUUCAUGAAGGUGUCAAGACAAUUGCAAAGAUGGUCAAAUGGUUGCUUUCAAGUUUCCAUGUCAAGAUAAAAAGAUUAAUUGUUGCAUUUGAUCCAUAUUUGGAGAAUGAUGAAAAGAAUACUGGGGGUCACACAACCCUAGUUCUUCGAAUUCUUGAAACAGAAUGUCAAACCUGUAUUUCUGAAAAUGCAAAUUCAAAUGGUAGUGCAAGUGCGGAGAGCUUUCUUGGAAUAAGUCAACUGACUAACAUCAUAAAGUUCCAAGAAGUGGUAGUUGAGCUUCUUCAAAUUGAUGAUAAUGACAAUAAAGCAAGCUUUAGUGAAUUUUUUUCAGGACACUGUCCCACAAAUACUACAACUCCAGUUGUGACAGGAAAAAGAGGUGGAUUUUCUGGAAAUUUAAGAUUAAAUAUACCUUGGAAGAAUGGGUCCCUAGACAUUCGCAAAGUGGAUGCAGAUGUUUCUAUUGAUCCUGUAGAAUUGAGACUUCAACCCAGCUCAAUAAAAUGGCUCUUACUUUCAUGGGAAACUGUAAAGAAUCUGGACAAAUAUUGUAGUAGUCAUAUGCAUUACAGGUCAAUGGAUUCUAUUAAUUUUAAUUCAGCAUCCAACUGUCUUUCAUCGACACCACUUUCUACGGGAAAUGUUACUGACAGGAUGAUACAAAUUUGUGGUGGCUCUUCUCUGGAUAUAUCUUCUUUGACCCUGGAAGAAUCAGUAACUGAAGGUAUGCUACCUGGGACACAUUUAAUAUCAGAUUGGGUGUCUGCAAAUCAAAAUCAGAAAGAUGGUAUUGAAGAAGUUGAUUUUGGAGCAAGUGUGGAUCAGUUUUUUGAAUGUAUUGAUGGAAUGCGAAAUUCCCAAUCAGCUUUAGCAAGCAGUGGGAUGUGGAACUGGACAUGUUCUGUUUUCAGUGCAAUUACUGCUGCAUCGAGCCUUGCUUCUGGAUCUUUGCUUAUUCCCUCUGAACAGCAGCAUGUUGAAACAACUGUAAAAGCAGCUUUUGCUGAAAUUUCUGUCAUGCUUUCCUUCCAUGAUGAAGACCAAAAGAAUUUGUGUGAUCCUGAGGAUGAUCUGGUUAAUUUUCAUUGCCUGGCUGCAGAAUGCAGAGACAUUGUUCUUCUUUCGAAGGUAUGUUCUCGAGAAAUGAAGUUUGAAGGAAUAGUGAAGUCUAUAGCGGUUGCUAAUUACUUUAGCAGUGAAAAGGAUGCCCUGAACUUUCAGUUGAAUAGUUGUACUGAUGAUAAAAAUAGUCAAAGUCUUCUGAUUCAUCAACUGCAAGCUGAAGUUCAAGGUGCUCUCCCUCCGUUUACCUUGUCUAGUGAAGAUCCUUAUUCAGAUGAAGUAAAUGAUUUAGUUUCUGCAGAUUUUCCCUUUGGAAGUAAGGGUGGUUUAGUAAAAGUUAUAUUGCUUAAAACAUCAGGCAUCACUCAUUGCGAAUUUUCUGUGAGUUCUGCUUCAUCAGAUGGCAGUUUUUCAGGUCCAGCAUCGUUUUCAUUGGAAUUAUCACCUUUUGUUUUCUGGGUGAACUUCCCUUUGGUAAAUACAUUACUAAAUCUAUCAGUGGAAGUGGUAAAAUAUGUUGAGAUGAACACCAAAAUGAAUGAAUCUCCGUCUGAGGUCAUCACUGAGAAGCACAAAUCAUCUAAUGGAUGCAUGAAAAGUUCUACUCCCCGCCUGACAACCUUGUCUUCAACAGAAAGAUUGCGCGGAAAUAUAUUAAUCCCCAAUGCAAGGUUAAUCCUCUGUUUCCCUUUUGAAAGUGGCAAAGAUAGUAGAGACUAUUCUUCCUACGAUCAAUUUAUUGUUCUGGAUUUUUCAUCACCAUUGGCUUCCAACAAGGGAGUAAUUGAAGACCGCAGUCCAACUUCAGAUGCAACUUUACAGAAAAAACAAUCUUCAAUGGUCACGAGUUCUUUGCAUUUGAAUGUUGGUGAUCUCUACAUUUACUUGGUCUUAUCUGCAAGUAAAAGUGUGAUCAGAAAUAACUCCUGCAACAUGCUGAAUCAGAAAUUUUCUGCUCAGAAUAUUCUGUCUAUCACCAACAAAACAGGUUGUCUUUCUGUUAUCAGUAUGCUUUGGCAGGAUGGUUGUGUGACUGGUCCUUUGAUAGCAAAGAGGGCAAAGUUCUUAGCUACUUUAGGUUCAUGUGACGUGUCCUUGGAUAGCAACACGUAUGAGUUUGCUUCUGCAUCUGCUGUGAAAGAUCUGGAAGAUUUAAAUUCUCGAAUUCAACAAGAGAUGAUUGUGAGCUCUGUAUUCUUCCUGCGUGUUUGUCUAUCUCCUGUUACAAUUACUCUUGGCAGUUCUCAGUACAAUGGAUUACUUAAUUUGUUGAAUCAGAUGAUAAAUGGAUUGUCAUGUGUGGAUUCUGAUGCUUCUGAUGCUGCCAAGUCUAGGGAAGGACCUUCUGUGUCUCAAACUUCACUCCUAGUGGAAUGUGAUUCUGUAGAAAUUCUAAUUAACCUGGAUGCAAAGGAGAAUAUUGGAGGCCCAAUGCAGAGUGAACUUCCUGGAUCAUGGUAUUGUCUGAGAUUGAAAAUUCGGAAGUUCGAAUUGCUGUCGGUAUCAAAUAUAGGAGGUGUUAGGGGUGCCAAUUUAUUUUGGCUAGCCCAUGGAGAAGGUGAAUUGUGGGGUUCCAUCACUGGUGUUCCAGGUCAAGAGUUUCUUUUAAUCUCAUGUAGCAAUUCUACAAUGAAACGUGGUGAUGGAGGAGGUUCCAAUGCAUUAUCAUCUAGAUUGGCUGGUUCUGAUAUUGUGUACCUGUGGGAGCCAGAGAGUUUGCAUGGUUUUACAUCUAUAACUGUCAGGUGUGGCACAAUUGUUGCAACAGGCGGUCGCUUGGAUUGGUUGGACAAAAUAUCCUCCUUUUUUAGUUUACCUUCUCCUGAAGCUGAACAAGAAGGGGACAAUAGUAUGCAGAAGGGGGAUUUGAAUGCAUCAUGUGGAUCUUCUUUUGUUCUUAACUUGGUUGAUAUUGGAUUGAGUUAUGAGCCCUACUUAAAGCGCUUGGUGGCUGGGAGUGAAGUUCUUGAUUCCAAGUGCUUUUCUUUAAGUGCCAAAGAAAAAGAAUGUAUGGGUGAGCAGUAUGUUGCUUGUCUGUUAGCCGCUUCUUCCUUCAAUCUAUCAACUUCAACUGUGGCAAACUCAAUCGACAAUGACUCCAAAAUUAGAGUGCAAGAUCUUGGGCUUCUUCUUCGUACAAUGUCAGAGCCUGAGAAUCUUGGUGGCACUUACAGUGCGGAACAUCUUCACAAGGUUGGUUAUAUUAAAGUUGCUUGGGAGGCACUCAUUGAAGUUAUCUUGAGAACUAACUGUAAGAGUGGCCUCCUCUGGGAGGUGGAAUGCUCUAAAUCUCACAUUUGCUUGGAAACUUGUCAUGACACUACUGCUGCUUUGAUUCGUUUGUCUGCUCAACUCCAGCAGCUAUUUGCUCCUGAUGUGGAGGAAUCAAUUGUGCACUUGCAGGCUAGGUGGAACAACAUUCGGAAGGAACAAGACAGGAACGAUUUCAAUGAUGAAUCUAGAGUCUUCAGUGGUGAUUCUGAACCAUCAACUUCUCAAGUGAAUAUUGCAAGUGUAGAUACAAAGAGUGAACCUGGGUUGGUUGGCUUGAUGGAUGAGAUAUGUGAAGAUGAAUUUUCAUUUGAUGACAAUCAUGCCUGCCAAUUUGAUCCUCCUGAAUCACAUAUUUGUGUUUCACUUGAUGAAAGUGUUCUUGAAGAUGCAUGUGGCUUUCGUGUUGAAACUCCUGAAUUUUUAUCUCAUGAUCUGUCCUUCAAUGGGUUGAUGCCUGUAGUAGAAUUGGAAAGUGGUCAAACCUCAAUUUCAGAAGAAGGUUACUUUACAGAGUUUAGAGAAGGCAAUUGUUUAUCUGAGUUGCGCCGUCUGUCGGAAUUAUCUCUAGGCAGACAGUCUUUGCCUGAGAUACCUAAGUGCAAAUCCACAAAUGUUGGGAAUGGAGAUAUUGGAAAAGGAAAUAGUGGAUGGUAUGGGGACUUAAGAAUUGUAGAAAACCACAUUUCAGAAGCAAGUGAGCAAAGUGGCGUGAAACAAUUUUUGAAAGGCGAGCUUCUUUCUCUUAAUAAUAAAACACAUGAUGAUGUUGGAAAGGUUGCAGGGCGUGUACUCUUUAAGAACAUUGAUGUCAAAUGGAGAAUGUAUGCUGGCUCUGAUUGGCAUGAUUCUAGAGACGUUGGAGAGCAUUCUAGUACUUGUCAUGGAAGGGAUAAAACUGUCUAUCUGGAGCUUUCACUUUCUGGGAUGGAAUUUCAAUAUGACAUUUUCCCAGUUGGUGGAAUAUGUGUAUCUAAGCUUUCUCUUUCAGUUCAAGACUUCCAGCUCUAUGACAAGAGUAGCAAUGCACCAUGGAAACUGGUACUAGGAUAUUAUAAUUCAAAAGAUCAUCCUAGGGAAUCCUCUUCAAAAGCAUUUAAACUGGACUUAGAAGCUGUCAGACCAGAUCCUUUAGUCCCUCUUGAGGAGUACCGGUUACGCAUUGCUUUCCUUCCUAUACUAUUGCAUCUUCACCAGUCCCAACUUGAUUUUCUCAUUGACUUUUUUGGGGCAAAGAGCUCAUCAGUUGACCAGUCUCUUGACUGUCAUCAAGAUGCAGAUGGUUCAAAAUUGUCCCAGGGACAUACAAUUGCAAAUGAGGCAUUGCUUCCUUUCUUUCAGAAAUUCGAUAUAUGGCCUGUUCUUGUUCGGGUUGACUACAGUCCUCGCCGUGUUGAUCUUGCAGCACUAAGAGGGGGGAAGUACGUAGAGCUUGUAAAUCUGGUUCCCUGGAAGGGGGUUGAGCUACAGCUCAAGCAUGUUCAUUCCGUUGGCAUCUAUGGCUGGGGUGGUGUUUUUGAAACUAUUAUAGGAGAGUGGUUGGAAGAUAUUUCACAAAACCAGGUUCAUAAAAUAUUACAAGGCCUUCCUACUAUCCGAUCAGUAGUUGCUGUUGGUUCUGGUGCUGCGAAGCUGGUUUCUUUGCCAGUUGAGAGCUACAGGAAGGAUCGGAGACUACUCAAGGGAAUGCAAAGAGGCACAGUUGCAUUUCUUAGAAGCAUUUCACUUGAAGCUGUUGGACUUGGGGUACAUUUGGCUGCUGGGGCUCAUGACAUUUUGCUUCAAGCCGAAUGUAUUCUUACUAGCAUUCCUCCUUCUGGACCAUGGGCUGGACAAAGUAAAAUGAAGACAAAUGUAAGAUCUAAUCAGCCUAAAGAUGCCCAGCAAGGACUCCAACGGGCUUAUGAGAGCCUGAGUGAUGGCCUGGGAAAAUCUGCUUCUGCCUUAGUUGGCACUCCCUUGAAAAAGUACCAGCGUGGAGCUGGAGCUAUCUCUGCAUUGACAUCUGCUGUUCGGGCAGUUCCUGCCGCUGCUAUAGCUCCUGCUUCUGCUUGUGCAACUGCUGUACAUUAUACUCUUCUUGGCUUCAGGAAUAGCCUGGAUCCUGAGCGUAAGAAAGAGUCCAUGGAGAAAUAUUUGGGUCCCACUCAGUCACAAGAACAUGAUUAAUACAGUAAAAAAUAUCAGUUACAGGAUUACAACAUAUAUUAACUUCUGUAAAUAUCUCUUGGUUAUACGAUCCACUGUAUUUCUUCUUUAAAUUGUAUGCAGUGGGUAUAUCUUGAGUCAUUUAAUGAAGGACUGCUUUCGCAUCCAUAAAAAGGGAUUGUUAAGGAACCCUGUUUGUUGCUGUGGAGGUGCCCAUCUAUCAUGUGAAUUGGCUUCUUUCAGAAUUCACGUGCUCUUUAUAUUGGAUUAUUAAAAGGUUUACAGUUAAUGAAACUACUAAACAGAUUCUUUCCCGUCUCGACAAGACAAGACAAGACGGUAAUUUUGUACAAUAUGUAAAUAAGCUAUGGUCUUAUAAGUAUUUACCCACACUGAAAGCCUUGUAAUUUUAGUGACACUAGGGAUAGCCAGUUACACAUUGAUUCUUUUAUAGACUCAAUUACGGCGAAAGUGGCUUCUUUUGUACAUAGUUCAGCAGACCUUUUUUUUUGUGAUUGAGUGUUUGAUAUCAUUUACAUGUCAUGUAAUACCUUGUGAAAUAUCAUUGAUAGUGCAAUAGUAAUCAAUUCUCUCCA